AUGUCUGGAUCAAAUCCUUUUCGCGCCAGAAAACUUGGCAACCCCGGUCCAGUCAAUAUAGCCAAUCCAGUCAAUCCAGUAUUGGAUUCACACUUCGAUGUUGCCCCUAUUUUGUCGAAACCUCAACCCACCCCACCUCUUGCCCCGAACGGUUACGGGAAGUCAUCGAUCUCCCUUGAGCUCGAGGUAGAUGACUCGAGCUCGGACGAAGAUACAAACCCGUUCAGUCCAGACUCGGCCAGCGAUAGUGAUGAUGGGAACGAUCAGAGAAACCACAGUUCAACUCGUAAUGAUCGACCAGAAUCGUUUGGGUCUGCUCCACACCAAGCUCCAUCAACAGAUGGAUCCUCCACGCCAUCGUCCACAUCGACCGACCGCAAUGUGCAGUCUGUGACAGGGGGUGUAGCCCCUUACACAUCCCGCGACAGUUCUCAGCAUGAAGUACGCCAGACGUUACGGUUGUCACCAGACGUUAAGACCAGCCCUCCCAGCCGCAAAGACAAGAAACCUCCGCCUCCACCUAAGAGCCACCAUGGGCGGAAGAUUGACCCUACAGCCACUGCAGAAUCAGCCCAGACAGGGCGGUCUUGGUCUACCAACCGCCUGUCAAUCCAUAGCUCCCCUACCGAUGGGACAUCUGGCGUUUCGGAUCCUAGCUCGGCGUCUCUACCAUCCACCGCAGACUACUUCCUGAUGCCAGCGGAGCAACAGGGGAUGAAAUCGACGGACUCGCUCCAACGCAGUCAGUCCCAGCAGAAGCGCCCGCCAACACCACCGCUCAGCCGACGACACAGCCAGAUGAGGCGAUCUAAGUCCGCGCAGUCCAAAUCUAGUCGACUAACCAUGUCUUCGUACGACUCUGAGAGCAAUGAUAGCUCUCUUCCUCCCAGUCCGGGUCCUUCCACUCGGUCUCUUGCACGCAAGAGAAUCAGCAUACCUCCAUCCUCGGGAGACCUCGAACCAACUGUCCCGUUGGCAGAUGUUUCAUUGAAUGUCUCCUCCCCUUCCACUAAUUCUCGACCAGCUUCCUUGAAGGCUGCACGACGUGCAUCAUCUUAUGGCAGUACUGGCAACACUGGUAAUGCACAGGCUGGGUCUCCACCCCCGCCACCCCCGCCUCGACGUACUCGAGACUCCAUGAUCCAUAAGAGUGACAGUGUGCCGAUUUCAAAGACGGCCGAAAUCCAGCCACCCCCUCCCGAGCCUUCUAAUGCUCUGGAUAUCCUGGCAGAUCUCACAAAGCUACAGAAAGAAGUGGAUGAUCUUCGUCGGAAGGUGCAGUGA
This is a messenger RNA of Penicillium soppii, 1284 nucleotides long. RefSeq lists its product as uncharacterized. The transcript has 2 exons. Lineage: Eukaryota; Fungi; Ascomycota; Eurotiomycetes; Eurotiales; Aspergillaceae. The coding region runs from base 1 to 1284 and encodes 427 amino acids. The record is from RefSeq and is a predicted model, not a curated record.